This is a messenger RNA of Podospora pseudopauciseta, 1800 nucleotides long. RefSeq lists its product as uncharacterized. The record is from RefSeq and is a predicted model, not a curated record. Bases 131 to 1669 code for a protein of 512 amino acids. NCBI's taxonomy places the organism in Eukaryota, Fungi, Ascomycota, Sordariomycetes, Sordariales, Podosporaceae. The transcript is spliced from 7 exons. Gene Ontology annotation, biological process: transmembrane transport; carbohydrate transport. Gene Ontology annotation, cellular component: membrane. Gene Ontology annotation, molecular function: carbohydrate:proton symporter activity.
GCCAUGUGCCGAGCGAGCGGGGCCUGGGACCUCUGUGUCCUCAUUCACACUGCAAUUCCAAACAAGACUUCUUCAGGUCUCGGUCUCACACCAAGUGCUUCGAGAUAUUCGAUGGCCGCAUGAUCCUUUUAUGCAAAUGGGAGGAACACGCUUUACAAAAGCCUCACAGCGCCUACAUUCGUUUUGUUUGUUUCUUGCACUGGGGUCGUUUAUCUGGGGAUAUAAUGUUGGCGUCCUCGCCUCGGUACUCGUCCACCCCGGUUUCAAAAAGACCCUCCACAGGCCAGAUGCCUCUUUGAGCGGGCUCAUCACGGCCAUCUACUACCUCGGCACUUUCACUAGCUACCUUUUCUUUGCUCAUCCGGCAGCAGACAAGCUUGGCCGGCGCCAUGCUGCCUCCGUGGGGAUGGGGGUAACCUGUGUUGGUCAGGCGCUUCAGGUCGGCGCCACGGGAUCAGCUGCACAGGCUUUGGGGAUGGUGAUUGUUGGGAGAAUCAUAGCAGGAGUAGGCACCGGGAUAAUUUCAACUAGUGUUCCCUUGUACCAAAGCGAGAUUGCGCCAUCCAAGCAUCGUGGCAGGUUUGUUGUGAUGAAUCAUAUCGGAUUCAUCGCAGGGCUUGCCUCUGGGUUUUGGGUUGGUUAUGGGGUGACAUUUUGGGAUAGCGAACGAGGUCUCCAGGUGGCAUGGCGUUAUUCUCUCUCCGUGUCUUUUGUCCCGGCUUUCUUCUUCUUAGUUGGCCUGCCGUUCAUGCAUGAUUCACCCCGGUGGCUCGUAGAGCAUGGAAAGAUUGAUGAGGCCUUCACCACGCUUCAGUACUACCGCGAAGGGUAUUACACAUCCGAUGAAAUCUACGACGAGCUUGACGACAUCGAACGCUCUGUAGCUUCUUUCAGAGUCACUGGCCUUGUUUGGACAUCUAUGUUCGCCGACAGAAGUCUCUUUGCUCGCAUGUGGCGAUCGGCACUUUUGCAGUUCCUGGCGCAGAUGUGCGGUGCUACGGCUAUGAAAUACUACCUUCCUGCUCUCUUUAGAGCUCUAGGCUUGAGCCAUCGAGUGUCUCUACUCGCAGGGGGGAUUGAAAGCACCCUUAAGAUCGGGUGCAAUGUGCUGGAGAUGUUUAUCAUUGAUAGAGUUGGACGAAGGCUGACACUUGUUAUUGGAGCUGUUAUUAUGGCGUUCUCCUUGCUGAUCAACGGCACUUUGCCUUUGAUUUAUCCAAAUAACUCCAACACCGCAGCAGAUUAUGCCUGUGUGGUCUUUGUUUUCAUCUACUCAUUGGGAUACUCAAUGGGAUUUGGUCCAGCUGCCUGGGUGUAUGGUUCCGAGAUUUUCCCAACCGCCGUCCGAGCACGGGGCCUCAGCUUUGCCGCUUCGUGCGGCGCCAUAGGCUCCAUCAUCGUCACCCAGAUAUGGCCCAUUGGAAUCGCGGCCCUCGGCUCCAAGAUCUACUUCUUUUUCAUCAUCAUCAACCUAGUAUCAGUUCCCAUCAUUUACAUCUUCUUUCCAGAAACGAAAGGGCGCGCUCUGGAAGAUAUGGAUGUGCUAUUUGGGGGACACGACCCAUGUGUCUCGUCAGAGCACCUAUUGGCUGACGGGGAGGAUGAAGACGAUGAUCAAGGCCCAAGGAGAAGGGGAAGUCCAAUUGAUGGGGGAUUCUGGAGGGAUUGAAAAUCGGGAAACGCCAAAGCAGGAAUCAAGUUUGAAAAUGUGUGUUUUUGACUAUUGCGUCUAUGUACAAUGUUUGUUCUCAAAGCAAACACUAAUAUGAACAGAGAAUGAUGGUCUGUUUGUGCAGGAAG